This is a messenger RNA of Drosophila biarmipes, 6851 nucleotides long. RefSeq lists its product as uncharacterized. The record is from RefSeq and is a predicted model, not a curated record. Gene Ontology annotation, biological process: regulation of transcription by RNA polymerase II. Gene Ontology annotation, cellular component: nucleus. The coding region runs from base 688 to 5628 and encodes 1646 amino acids. Lineage: Eukaryota; Metazoa; Arthropoda; Insecta; Diptera; Drosophilidae. The transcript has 7 exons. Gene Ontology annotation, molecular function: RNA polymerase II cis-regulatory region sequence-specific DNA binding; DNA-binding transcription factor activity, RNA polymerase II-specific.
CCUUCAAGCAGUCACUAAAAAAAUACCGUACAAAACAUUUUGAGAAAAAUUCCGUCGCUUUUUAUUUGCUGUUGCUGUUAAAAAAAAAACUCAAUUAUACUUGCUAAACUAACGGUUAAUCGGUUUCUACGAAGGGCUUUACGCGUAAUUGGAGAGUGCGCGCAGAACGCGUGGCGAAAACGGAUUGGAAAACAGUUUUUCACACGCAGCGAACGGGCAAUGAGCGCGCGCGUGUGUGUGUGUGCCACAGAAAGUUGCAAGCAGCCUAGAGCUAAAUAGGCGCACGGUUGUUAAAUAUUCCCCGUGUGUGCUCUCUCGCAUUUAUGCAAUAACAAAAUCUGCAAAUUCCCCCCAUUAAGCGUAAAAAUGUGAAAAAGGGGCAGAAAAAAAACCAAUGGGAAUUUCUCAAUGUUGUGUCAAUACAGCGAGAGCGACGAACGAAAAGUCAAAAGCAAAGGAGAGGAGAAUGGAAUAACACAAAAAAAGAGCUGAGCCACAGCAAAGAAGCAAGAAGAAACGCGAAGCAGGGGCUAAAGGAAAAAUUGAAAUAAUAAAAAAAACCCGCACACGUGUGUGUGUGUGUGAGCGAGUGAGAUUCUGUGCGCGAGUGUGUGUGUGUGGUAAUGUGUGUGUGAGAGAGUGAAACGUAUAAAUAAAAUUCAGCCAAAUGCAGAAGCCAACAACAAAAUGGAUAACAAAACUACACAGUUGGAUUUUAAAUUACUGGUGGAUCAAUCACUAAAUCUACUGGACAGCCUCAACACGGCAUUGCGGUGCGAUGCUAUUCAAUUCUUGCUGCAGACGCUUAAGUGCAAGUACCCGGAGGCCUGCGACCAAGUCGUCAGGAAUCUGUUCAGUCACGUAGCUGCAGCCAACGACAAUGGAGGAGCAGGCGCAAGGACGCAGCAGGAGGAGCUAGCGAGGACGAAGCAGCUGCAGCUGCUGCUGUCCACCAAGAAGGAGAAGAAGGAGCCUGGAACCGGCUGCGAGGCGGAGAUCAAGCGCGAGAACGACGAGGAGGAGUCGGGAUCGACGGAUCUGAACCAGAACUUCGAGAAGAUCCUCUGCAAGGAGGAGUUCUUGUGCCUCGAGGAGGAGGAGGAGGACUUUCUCGACGAUGCGGACACGCAGAACUCGUCUUCCCUGCAGUUCCAUGCCGGCAACAAUGUGGACGCCCUAGCCAUGGGCCACGGCGACCCACUGGACCUGAUCCAGACCGGCGUUUCGCUGCUGGUCAAGCGGAAGUAUGCGGCCACCUUCGAGGACGAGGAGCAGCUGGGCGAGGACGAGGAGGCCAACAGCAACAGCAGCGACGGGAAGCUGGUCAAGCGGAAGCGCACCAACAACAUGCACCUGACCGUAACGAGUGUGCGGCGGAAAGAGGAGCACAGCCGGCUGGGCGAGGGCUAUGUCUUCCACGAGGACAGCCAGUAUACGAUGCGGUAUCACCACAGCACCGGUGAGUUCAGCGAGCGGGCCUUCAAGGCCCAGUUCCGGGCUCUGCUUCGCAUGGCGCUCAGCCAGCACCACAAGCCCUUCCUCCGCCAGUUCUACGAGAACUUCGUUGUGAACGGACGCCUGCUGGGCACCACGCCCUCGGCGCGGGUCCUCAAGGAGAUUCGUGAGCAGCGUCUGGAGGAGUGGCGACGUCAUCGGGAACGCCGCCAGCUGGUCAUCCUGAUGAAGCAGAGCGAGCUGCAGCGCGUUGAGGAGAUUCAGCAGCAGCAGCAGGAACAGCGGAAUCAGGAGGAGAUUCAGCGGCAGCAGCAGCAGCUGCAGUGCCUGGAGGAGAUUCAACAGCAGGAGCAGCAGCAGCAGCAAAUGGAGGAGAUUCAGCGGCAGCAGCAACUGCCGGCCAUCUCGUUUGGCGACUCCGAACUGGAGUCGGAAACGGAAUCGCAGCUGUCGUCGGCUGCCCAAGAGAUUAUGAAGUUCGAGGAGUUCAUUGACGAGGGUGUAGGCGCUGGUCGUCUGAUCGAUGGUCUGGAGAUGGAGCCCGAGAUCGAUGACAUGCUGGCUGGCGCCGGCAGUGCCUUGGGCAGUGUGAACAGCGCCAGCGGACACAGCAGCAACAGCAGCAGCAGCGGCAGUGGGAGCGCCGGUAAUGGGAAUGGCAUUAGCGGGGUGAUCCUGGAGAACAAUAGUCAUCAUUCGCAUCACCUAAGUAGCAGCAGCAGCGCAAAUCUUGUGAUCAACGGCCUUACGUCAAGCAAUAGCAUCAGCAACAAUAAUAAUAAUAGCAACAACAACAACAAUGUUAGUCUACACCGCCCGCAACUGACGCCGCAGGCGCCCAUGCCCAUGUCCAUAUCCAUGCCCAUAGAGAGCAGGGAUCUUAAAGCCGGGCAGGCUGCUCAUGGCAAUGCCAACGUCAUCCUACCGGGCGGCAGCUCUGGCCUCGCCAACCAGAUUCAGCUGGCUCAGCAGCAGAAGCACUACAACUCGAGCAAUAAUCCGCUGUCGAUGAUGGGGGGCAUGAUGCAGCAGCAGCAGCAACAGCAGCAGCAGCAUGUGGGCAUGCCGCACCAGCAGCGUCAGAUGAUGAUGAUGCCGGAGGACUUCCCACAGCACGGAGCCUCGAUGAUGGCCGGUCGUCAAAUGCCGGCGCUGGCGGCCUUGUCGAAUCUGGGCGAUCCUCCUGCUGGGCAGCUAAACUCCUCCCUGGAAAUGGACGACAAUGACCUGUCGCCAGACGAGGAUGACGACGAUAUGGACCACGACCUGGACGAAAUGGAAGCGGCCAAGCAGCAGCUUAUCGACGGCGGCAGCAGUAGCAGCACUUCGCUGCAGGCGCCGCCUUCGCAGCAUGGCAGCGGAAGUGGAGGCAGUGGAGGGCAGACGCCGGGCAGCAAAAAGGACAAGCCCAGCUACAACUGUCUGCUCUGCCCCAAGUCGUAUCGCAAGCGGAAGUCCCUGCUGGACCACUACAAGAUGCAUCCGGGCUACUGCCACGACUGCGGCCAGCGCAACGGGAAUACGCUGGAGGAAAUCAUCCACCACAACCGGACCAUGCAUGUGAAGGAGUUCCCCUUCGUGUGCGAGACGUGCGGGGAGUCGUACUCGCGCAAGCAGCAGUUCCACGCCCACGUGGAGUCGCACAACAAGAAGGAAAUCAAAACCUUUCCCUGCGGCGAGUGCGGUCAGAAGUUUCCGCAGAAGAAGCUGCAGCAGCACUUCGAGGAGACGGGCCACAAGGCCGACGGGGCCAUCUGCGAGGUGUGCGGCGAGGAGUUCCAGUCGAAGAACGCCCUCUACCAGCACAUCAUACGCGUGCACAAGCGCGACAACUUUUUCGAGUGCCACAUUUGCCAUAACCGCUUCACGCUGAAGGCAAACCUGGAGCGGCACGUGCAGCUGCACACGGAGAUCAAGCGGCCCUACGUGUGCGAUCUGUGCGGCUCGUCCUACUUCACAUAUCCCGCGCUCAAGGAGCACUACAGCAACGCCCACGUGGACGUGUCCGAAUGCAAGUGCACGCUGUGCGGCAAGCGCUUCGGCUCGGCCAAGUCGCUGCAGCGGCAUCUGCCCUCGCACUCGGAGGAGAGGCCGCAUUGCUGCAACUAUUGCGAUCAGACCUUCAAGUGGAAAACGCACCUAGUGAGACACAAGCAGACCAUGCACGGCAACGAACCGCCGCCUCCUAAGAAGGGAAAGCAGCGCUUUCCCAAAGCGAAUGAAGAAGCAGAGAUGGCUAGCUUACCAGAUAUGCCCGGACCACCACCCGUCAAGGCCAGCAAAAAGGCGGUGACCAGCAAGGCGAAAGCUCAGGCAGCAGCCGCAGCCGCAGCAGCAGCAUCCGCCCAGCAGCAACAGCAGAAGGGCUCUGCAGCCACGCCGACGCCGCCGCCGCCGGUAUCCACCACGCCGGGCUGCCUGCAGCAGGAUCAAUUCAAUGCGGCCAUGGUCAGCAGCAACAGUUCGCAAUCCUCCACGGCGUCCACGUCGCAGCACUCGGUGUCAACGAGUGAAUCUCAGCAGAAUUCCAUGUACAAUCAGAGCUUUAAUGCGGAGAAACAGCAGCCGGGACAGCAGCAGCCGCAGCCGCAGAAUGCAUUGCAUCAGCAGCACCCAACACCGCCGCCGACACAGCAACAACAACAGCAGCAGCAGGCGCCGCCGCCACCUCAGUCGCGAGUUGCACCCGGAGAAUUGCAUUUGCAGCGCAUGAAUAGCUUUGGGCAGGAUGGACAAUUUCACUUUGAGUCCAACCCGGCAGCAGGUGCCUAUCAGCAGCAUCAACUGAUCAGUCAGUAUCAGCAACAGCAGCAGCAACAACAACAACAGCAGCAGCAACAACAACAACAACAACAGCAGCAGCAGCAGCAACAACAGCAACAGCCACAGCAGCAACAACAUCAUCUUGCCCAACAGCAGCAGCACAUGAGGAGUCACACGCCCCAGAGUCCACAUCCUCCGCACACCCCGCAACUGCAGCAACAGCAGCCGCAGCAGCACUUCAGCUCCCCGCACCACAUGCCGCCGAUGCACCACCAGCACCAGCUGAUGAUGCAGCAGCAACAUCGCCACAACCAGCGCUCGCCGCUACACCAUCAUCCUGCAGCCCAGCAAUUGCAACAACAGCACCAGCAACCAUCGCAUUCCCCACAGCAUGCGAGACUGCAGUCGCCUCAACCUGCUUCAGUACAACAGCAACAACAGCAGCAGCAACAACAACAACAACAACAAUUCUUACAGCAACAGGCCACCGAUUCCUGGGGCAACAUGAACUUUGGCAAUCCUCCCAGCAACCAGCAGGUUGAGCUCAAAGAUAACAAAUUCUAUAUUGUGGAAUCGGCCGAGUUCCUAGGGCUUCCCAUGAAUGUGCCGCCUUCCCCACAGCAGCAACAACAGCAGCAGCAACAAGCAGUCAGCAAGCCCCAGCAGCAGCAGCAACAGCACCCACAAACGCAGCAAACGGAUCCAACACUCGCCGGUGAUCUAAUGGGCUUUCAGCACAUGUGGCCGGCGCCCGCCUUCCCCCAAUCCACACAGCAGCAACCGCAACAGCAACAACAGGCGGCGCAGCAACAACAACAGCAGCAGCAACAAGCCCAGGGACAGGCGAAUUCGAGUGAUCCACACAACUACAACAACAUCGGCAGCAUACUCACGAAUCUCAUUGACACAAAUCCCGCGCCAAUGGAGUACAAUUUCGACCUGAUGCAGCAGCAACAAACGCCAUCAUCCCAGCAACAGCAGCAGCAACAACAGCAGGCGGCGCAGCAGCAACAUCACAAUGCCGGAGGCUAUGCGAGCGCUCUGAUGCGCGGUGGAGGCGGCGUCUACGGAGGAGCGUACGAGCAGCACUUGAGCGAGCAGUUGGUCAGCGAGCAGCAGAAGCAGAACAGCUUUCAGCCCUACCACCCACAUCCGCAUGGCCUGCAGGCGCAGCAGCAGCAGCCACUGCAUCCGCAUCUGUUGCCACCGCCUGCGCCGCACAGCAACGUUUACGACCGCACGGGAGUUGGAGUCGGCGUGGGCGUAGGUGUGGGAGUGGGCGUGGGCUAUCCCAUGCUGGGAGACGACUCGAAGGGCGUGCUGCCGCCCAUGAUGGGUGGCAUGAUGCAGCAAAUGCCGCCGCAUGGCCAGCAACCGGAUCUAAUCUACUACCCAGUGAAGAACGAUUGACAGUCGAAGCACCAUCAGCAGCAGCAGCAGCAAGCUCAGCAGCCGAAUCACCAUCACCACCAUCGCUGGUGGACAGAGCCAGCCAAGAGAGGCGAUGUUUUUCAUUGAAGAAACAGCUAGAAAACAGGAAAGGGAAUACGGAACAAGUUCGUUAGAUUGUAAGUACAGGGGGGUGGGAGGAUGUGUGGACAGCGAGGAGUUUGUAGAUAGGGCAAUCCACAUAUUUUUUUUGAAAUUAAGAGCAAUAACAUAAAGAUUAGAGCGAAAAGAGCUCAGAAUUUCUAAUCCGACCGGCGCUAUGAUACGUGUAUAAAGAGUAAUCACUUACAAGGUACAUCAAAUACACAGAAGCAUGUAUACAUCAAUAAAUUCAGACAUAUACAUAGUAGCACUUAAGCGAAGCAAGAGCAAGAAUUAAAUUAAAACCUAUAAAUAAUAAAUAUAUAUAUAAAUUAUAUGAAACAUAUAUAUUAGCGUAAGCAACUACAAUAAUGGCAGACCACAAGCAACUUUCGAACAAAUUUUAUGCUUAUUUAACAUUUACCAUACGAGUUAUAAAUGCGACACAACACAAACACGUGCGUUGAUGUAUAAUCAAAACAAUCCAACAUUAUAUUCAUACAAAUGAUGUCUAUGUGAACCCCGAGAGACGUCGACGACGCCGACGACCCCCAUAUUGUAGAUGAUUGAUUUGAGCUUGAGAUCGGGUCAUGCAUCACAAAAAGAAAACCGGAAACAAAAGUACACGACGCUUUGAGCCCGGGCCCAGCGCCACACAAAGUUGUAACCAUAUCAUGAGGCCUCUUCCCCGUAUAAUUAAUUGUAUUCUCGAUAGUGCUUGUUAUUUUCUAUUUAGUUAACGAAUUGAUUAUACUUAUAAAGCCUUUCUGCUGAUGACCGCCAGCCACACUUUUGUUAGAUUAGUGCCUAAGUCUAGUUGAUAUCCCAAUGUAUACCCCGACAUUUUGUGGCUUUUUACACCCAAACCUUGUAUAUCUACUCUAUAGCAUUUCCGAUUUUUUUGAAGCUCCCCAUUAUCCUACUUCCGAUUUACAUGUUCUUUAAUGAAUUUCCUUAAAUUCAAGACAGGCCCCAAAAACAUUUAAGUUAAUCACAGCGUUGUUCUUGUUUUACACAUUAUUCAAAUUCAGCAACAUAAGAAUUUUAAAUUUAAGUGAAAGUUUAAAACGUUAAAUGUGUAAGCAUACUUUUAUGAACAAAAC